AUGCUUUACUACCACCCCGACAAUAGCACCGCUCACCCUUGUGCUUCGGCUGCUCUGUCUCACUACACCAACAACCACAUCAUGACUGCCCCAUCUAACAACCACAGAAGAGGCCCUUGGUCUGCCCAUGAGGACGCCUACCUCAUGUCUUUGGUCCAGCACCAGGGCCCCUUGAACUGGGUACGCAUCUCCAAUGCCCUCGGCUCCAGAACACCAAAGCAGUGCCGCGAAAGAUAUCACCAGAACUUGAAGCCUACUCUCAACCACGACCCCAUCACGCCCGAGGAAGGCGUCAUCAUUGAGACCAUGGUCCAGCAAAUUGGCAAGCGGUGGGCCGACAUUGCCAGACGUCUCCACGGCCGCAGCGACAACGCUGUAAAGAACUGGUGGAACGGGAGCCAGAACCGCAGAAAGAGACAGGACAAGCGCAAGGCCACAAUGACCACCACCUCGCUCCAGUAUCACGGCCGCGAGGUAUCUCCGCUCAUGUCGCCCAUGGCCCCCCUCCCUUCGCGGCCCCUUCCCCUUCGCCAGGCCCACGGCAUGGCUUCCCAGAGACCUCUACCUCCGGUGCCGCCUCUUCACCCAUCCUCCAUGCACGAUGCCCAGUACGGGCUCGAGACUCCCAUCCCUUCCCCCGUCUACUCUCCCGACUCGGAGGCGGCCCCCUCUCUGAUGUCGGACAACGGAUCCCACUACGGAGCCUCACCCCAGGCGCCAUCCCCACCGCAGCGCUACUACGACUCGAGGCCCGAGAGUACCAUGCUUGCUCCUCUCAAGACAGCCCCCGAGGAUGGAGUGUACUCUUACCAGACCUCUGCCUCUGCCGCGGACAACAGCAACAACAGCAACAAGCUGCCAUCUCUCACCGACGCCGCUCACCCAAUCCACUCCCCAGACUUCAGACUCAACAUGUCUCCCGUCUUCCCCCGCAGCGACUACCCCAGGCAGCCUCUUGCCUAUGGCGCUCCUGCUCCCCAGACCAAUGACUACUCCACCGGCCGCCAGCACCACCACCCUCUUACUGCCCCAAGCUCUCCCAACGCCCCGGCUUCCACUUUCAAGCUGAGCGACCCCGGACUGAGCGCCGUCAGCAGAGUUGAGGAAAGAGUCAACAGACUUUCAGUCUCCAACCUGGUUGACCCAUCCCUCCCUUAG
Messenger RNA from Podospora anserina S mat+, 1158 nucleotides. RefSeq lists its product as uncharacterized. Gene Ontology annotation, cellular component: nucleus. Lineage: Eukaryota; Fungi; Ascomycota; Sordariomycetes; Sordariales; Podosporaceae. The coding region runs from base 1 to 1158 and encodes 385 amino acids. Gene Ontology annotation, molecular function: RNA polymerase II cis-regulatory region sequence-specific DNA binding; DNA-binding transcription factor activity, RNA polymerase II-specific. The record is from RefSeq and is a predicted model, not a curated record. Gene Ontology annotation, biological process: positive regulation of transcription by RNA polymerase II; mitotic cell cycle. The transcript has a single exon.